Molecule: messenger RNA, 1508 nt
Organism: Dipodomys ordii (Ord's kangaroo rat)
Lineage: Eukaryota; Metazoa; Chordata; Mammalia; Rodentia; Heteromyidae
Gene: Nob1
Product: NIN1/RPN12 binding protein 1 homolog (S. cerevisiae)
Exons: 10
Coding region: 27-1253 (408 amino acids)
Biological process (GO): ribosomal small subunit biogenesis; maturation of SSU-rRNA
Cellular component (GO): preribosome, small subunit precursor
Molecular function (GO): RNA endonuclease activity
Source: RefSeq, a predicted model, not a curated record
GCGCGCUCCCUGGCGGUCCUGUCAACAUGGCGCCGGUGGAGCACGUCGUGGCCGACGCCGGGGCUUUCUUGAAGGACGCGCCUUUGCAGGACAUCGGGAAACACAUCUACACCAUCCGCGAGGUCGUCAGCGAGAUCCGGGACCGGGCCACGCGCCGGCGGCUCGCCGUCCUGCCGUACGAGCUGCGGUUCAAGGAGCCGCGCCCGGAGUGCGUGCGGCGGGUGACUGAGUUUUCAAAGAAAACUGGAGACUAUCCCAGCCUCUCAGCCACAGAUAUCCAGGUGCUGGCGCUUACUUACCAGUUGGAAGCAGAUUUUGUUGGGGUGUCUCAUCUGAAACAAGAACCAGAAAAGGUUAGAGUGAGCUCCUCCACUCAGCACCCAGAAAACCCUCUGCACAUUUCUGGUUUUCAUCUGCCUUCCAAGCCUAAACCCCGUCCAGAAACGUCAGAUCACGGAGACACGGCUGAUGGUCCUGAGAGCGUGGAAUUCAGUUCCUUUGUGUUCUGGAGGAGCCCCCUGCCUAACAUUGACCGCGAGCUGCAGGAGCUGCUGAUUGAUGGAGGGGAAGAGGAGGAGGAGAGAGAAGAUGGAUUCGAAGAUAGGAAAGAAGACAGCGAUGACGAUGGGGGUGGGUGGAUAACGCCCAGCAACAUCAAACAGAUCCAGCAGGAGUUGGAGCAGUGUGACGACCCGAAGGAUGUGCGGGUCGGCUGUGUGACCACAGACUUCGCUAUGCAGAAUGUUCUGCUACAGAUGGGGCUGCACGUGCUGGCGGUGAACGGCAUGCUGAUCCGAGAGGCCCGGAGCUACAUCCUGCGCUGCCAUGGCUGCUUCAAGACAACGUCAGACAUGAGCCGCGUGUUCUGUGCGCACUGUGGGAACAAGACCCUGAAGAAGGUGUCCGUGACCGUUAGUGACGAUGGCACCCUGCACAUGCACUUUUCCCGCAACCCCAAGGUGCUGAACCCCCGCGGCCUCCGGUACUCACUGCCCACUCCCAAGGGGGGCAAGUACGCCGUGAGCCCCCACCUGACGGAGGACCAGCGCUUCCCGCAGCUGCGGCUCUCCCGGAAGGCCAGGCAGAAGACCGACGUGUUCGCCCCGGACUACAUCGCCGGCGUGUCCCCCUUCGCGGAGAACGACAUCUGCAGCCGCUCGGCCAUGCUGCAGGUCCGCGACGGCUCCUUGGGAGCGGGCCGGAGACGACUAAAUCCCAACGCUUCCAGAAAGAAGUUUGUGAAGAAAAGGUGAAGCUCGACGCCCCGGCGCUCGCUCGGGACGCUGGGACGCUGGCGUCUCCUCCAGCUGCGCGGGCGGCCCGUGAAGCAUCGGGAUGGGAGCAGGGGCUGCGCCACCGCCUGCCUAGGGCGGCUGGGGAAGCCGAGCCCACCUCGCUCCAGGCCGCAGGAACUCCAUGAACACAAAGGGAGCGAAGCUCAAACCUUCAAAGGAGGGAUGUCCAAGUUGGCAGUAUUUUUCUAAUAAACAAGCUCACAAGUUGUUGCA